CGCUCCUAUCUCUCUAAGAUAAGCCCAUCCCAUGCAUUAAACUGGUGCCUCCUAUUUUACUCUACUCCCCCAUAACCACCACAAAGAAAGCACCAUGGCUUCAGUCUGCGCCUCCUCUUCUGCUAUCGCUGCUGUUGCCAGAUCUCAGAAGAGUAGGAAUGGCUUGGGUGCAACAAAGGCAACCUUCCUUGGAGGUAUAAAACUAAGGCAAAAGAAGUGGAUAGCACCUGCUGCACGCCGGGCACUUUCAGUGUCUGCUGAAGCAACAACUGAGAGGCCACUCUGGUUCCCAGGCAGCACCCCUCCUCCAUGGCUUGAUGGCAGCCUCCCAGGAGACUUUGGAUUCGAUCCUCUAGGCCUCGGAUCUGAUCCGGAGAGCUUGAGAUGGAACCAGCAAGCAGAGCUCGUACACUGCCGAUGGGCAAUGUUGGGCGCUGCUGGCAUCUUCAUCCCUGAAUUCCUUACAAAGAUUGGCAUUCUCAACACUCCUUCAUGGUACACAGCGGGAGAACUACAAUACUUCACAGACACCACCACCCUCUUUGUGAUCGAGCUCAUCUUGAUCGGUUGGGCUGAGGGGAGAAGAUGGGCUGACAUCAUCAAGCCAGGGUGUGUUAACACGGAUCCCAUCUUCCCAAACAACAAGCUCACUGGAACUGAUGUAGGAUACCCAGGUGGUUUCUGGUUUGACCCACUUGGAUGGGGAAGUGGAUCUCCUGAGAAGGUCAAGGAGCUGAGGACUAAGGAGAUCAAGAAUGGAAGGCUGGCAAUGUUGGCAGUAAUGGGAGCCUGGUUCCAAGCCAUCUACACGGGCACUGGUCCGAUUGAUAACCUCUUUGCUCACCUUGCAGACCCUGGCCAUGCGACUAUUUUUGCUGCUUUCACCCCAAAGUGAAGAAGGAUCAGAAGAGCAUUGGCUGCAGUCAGCAUGGGAAAGAUAAUGAUGUAAAUCUUUUAUGGGAAUGGAAGCUGAGCUGAAGAGAGGAGUGCAGUUAUCAUGGAUGCUUGUAUCAUUAAAAAAUAGUACUUGCUUUCUACUCAAGUGUUUAGUGUAAGAAGUGAACAGUGUACAAAUAACUUCAGAAACCUUGCAUGUGGAUUAGAACAAGUAUGACGAUCUUAACACCUAGAUGUAAAAAAUCAAGGUAUUUCA
Messenger RNA from Elaeis guineensis (African oil palm), 1153 nucleotides. RefSeq names its product chlorophyll a-b binding protein, chloroplastic. The record is from RefSeq and is a predicted model, not a curated record. Gene Ontology annotation, cellular component: membrane. NCBI's taxonomy places the organism in Eukaryota, Viridiplantae, Streptophyta, Magnoliopsida, Arecales, Arecaceae. Gene Ontology annotation, biological process: photosynthesis, light harvesting.